Messenger RNA from Cucurbita pepo subsp. pepo (vegetable marrow), 1440 nucleotides. RefSeq names its product CYS, MET, PRO, and GLY protein 2 (gene CMPG2). Gene Ontology annotation, molecular function: ubiquitin protein ligase activity. NCBI's taxonomy places the organism in Eukaryota, Viridiplantae, Streptophyta, Magnoliopsida, Cucurbitales, Cucurbitaceae. The record is from RefSeq and is a predicted model, not a curated record. Gene Ontology annotation, biological process: protein ubiquitination.
GGUGGUGGUGGUGGGGGAGCGGGGGUCGGUUGACGGAAGAUGGUGAAAGAUGACUUGUGUAUUACGAUUCCGAGCGAUUUCAGGUGUCCGAUCUCGUUAGAUGUGAUGAAAUCUCCGGUCAGUUUGUGCACCGGAGUGACGUACGAUCGUUCCAGUAUCCAGAAAUGGCUCGACAAUGGAAACAAUACUUGUCCGGCCACCAUGCAGGUUCUUCAAACCAAGGAGUUCGUCCCUAACCAUAAUCUCCACCGCCUCAUUCAGAUUUGGUCUGAUUCCCUUCGCCAACGACUCCACUCGCCUGAUUCCUCCCCUGUUUCUGACUCGGCUCUCUCCUCAGAUCAUGUUCUCCGCCUUCUCAAGCGCAUGGAGGACGAUAAAUUACGCGCUGAUUCGUUGUCGCGGCUUGUUUCUUUUGCAGCGCAAUCGGUGGAGAAUCGGAGGCUUCUUUGCGGAAUUGACGGCCUCGUGCCGGUUCUUGUCGAUCUUCUUGGCAAUGUCGAUGGCGAUGUUUUGAUUGCGCAGACAGUACGGCUGUUGCAUUUGAUUCGGAAUGAGAUUGAGGAUAAGGAGCGGUUUGCGAAGACGAUGUUGAAAAGCGAUCGUAAUUGUAUUUCGUCUCUGCUUUUGAUUCUGAGGAAAGAAACCGUCGAAUUGAAAAUCUGUUCAGUUAAUCUGUUAGAGCAUCUCGCAAUCGACGCCGAGGCGAAGAUUGCAAUCGCGGAAACAGAUGGAUUGAUGCAAGAUUUGCUGAAAUUAAUGAACUCUGAGAACGAUUCAGCCCUAAUCGAAUCGGUUCUAUCGUGCCUAAUUUCAAUUUCAAUGCCGAAACGGAUUAAAAUCAAAUUAGUCCAUCUCGGAGUGAUUAAAUCGGUAACGAAGCUUCUCUCGGAACCGAACUCGAGUUCGAGCAUUUCGAUGACGGAGAAGGUUCUGAAAGUACUGGAAACGGCAUCGACGGUGAGGGAAGGGAGGACGGAGAUCGGAGAGGACUCCGCGUGCAUAGCGGCAAUAGUACAGAAGGUGUUGAAAGUAUCGAACACAGCGACGGAGCACUCAGUGACAACGCUGUGGAGCAUUUGCUAUCUGUUCAGAGACGAGAAGGCAGCGGAAGCGCUGACGAAGGCGAACGGAUUGACGAAGAUUCUGCUGUUGAUGCAGAGCAACUGCUCGGCGCCGGUCCGGCAGAUGGCCAGAGAUCUGCUGAAGAUUUUCCGGAUAAAUUCCAAAUCGUGCCUGUCGAGUUACGACACGAAAACUACGCAUAUCAUGCCCUGUUGAUGUUCUUCAUGUUCUUCAUGUUCUUCAUCCAUUCUCAACCAUUUCGAUUUCUCUCUGUAAGUUAUUAUGAAGAUCUGAGGAAGAGAUUUUACUCUUUUUUCUUCCGUUUGUAAAUCAAAGAAAUUUUGUCAUUCAAUACAAACAAAAUUAUUCCAUUUUCAA